AUGAAGUUACUUUUCCUCAUUCUGCCCUUCUUGGGUAGCGUCCUGGCCCUGGUACCUCGCGAUCCACGAGCAGCAUCCGGAGUAUGCACUUGCGAGACCGUAGUCUGCGCCCAAGUCUGGCCCGACUCCUGCUACUGCGCCAACGACGCCAAAAAAGCAUGUUAUGAAAAAUGCGGUGGAAGCCCUCCAACAUACAAUACCUGUCCUCCUCGAGGCGUAACACCACGCGCAGCAGACGAAGCAGCAGCACCCACACCUACAGCCCCAUCUACCUGCGUCUGCGAACCAGUCUUCUGCCUAGACUCAUGGCCCGACUCCUGCUACUGCAACAACACCGCGAAGAAAAACUGCUACGAAAAAUGCGGCGGUGAACUACCCGAGUACCAGAAGUGCCCACCACGAGCCGCAAAACCAGACCCUGUCCCCGAACCAAAAUGCCAGUGCCCAGAAAUAAUCUGUAUCCAAUCCUUCCCUGAAGGAUGCUACUGCGCCAACAAUGCCAAAUUGCAAUGUUACCAGCAAUGCGGCGGCGAAGAGCCAGUGCUGAGUUCUUGUGAUUAA
Bipolaris zeicola 26-R-13 is the source of this 561-nucleotide messenger RNA. RefSeq lists its product as uncharacterized. Lineage: Eukaryota; Fungi; Ascomycota; Dothideomycetes; Pleosporales; Pleosporaceae. The record is from RefSeq and is a predicted model, not a curated record. The transcript has 2 exons. The coding region runs from base 1 to 561 and encodes 186 amino acids.